UUAAUAUUAUGGCUCCGAAUGAUAUAUGCUAACAUCUGUGUUUGCAGGCAUGUUAUAUGGAGGUAGUAAGGAAGCUGCUGCUUCAGUUAGCAAAGAUGCAGAAGUAAUGUUGAAGCUUGGCAGCACUCCAGAUAAACGAGAGCAGUAUCGGUUGAUGCGGAAUACGAUGGAAAAAAGGUUUAUCCGAGUCACUCGUGGCUCAAUUGUAGGUGGAGUUCGACUUGGAAUGUUCACUGCUGGAUUCUAUGGUUUACAAAAUUUGUUGGCUGAGAAACGGGGUGUCCAUGAUGUAUUCAAUGUUGUUGGUGCUGGUUCUGCAACUGCUGCAACCUUUGGUCUAAUUAUGCCUGGGUCUCUUCAAUGGCGUGCAAGGAACGUGGUGAUAGGUUCAGUCCUUGGAGCAGCUUUUUGUUUUCCUCUUGGUUGGAUCCACUUGAAGCUUGUGUCACAACUAUUGCUGGAGGAAAGUCGAAUGUUGCAGGAUAUAGGGAUGGGCCUAGUGAGGAUGCAAAGUUCUCGAAUGAUUUUGAUGUGGUAUAUGUUUGACCGACCUGUUCCUUGUUCCUUGUUACUUGUUAGUUAUCGAUAG
Hibiscus syriacus is the source of this 589-nucleotide messenger RNA. RefSeq lists its product as uncharacterized. Lineage: Eukaryota; Viridiplantae; Streptophyta; Magnoliopsida; Malvales; Malvaceae. Gene Ontology annotation, cellular component: mitochondrion. The transcript has 5 exons. The coding region runs from base 26 to 589 and encodes 187 amino acids. The record is from RefSeq and is a predicted model, not a curated record.